Xiphophorus maculatus (southern platyfish) is the source of this 2417-nucleotide messenger RNA. It is a transcript of the gene pnn, whose product is annotated as pinin, desmosome associated protein. NCBI's taxonomy places the organism in Eukaryota, Metazoa, Chordata, Actinopteri, Cyprinodontiformes, Poeciliidae. The record is from RefSeq and is a predicted model, not a curated record. The transcript is spliced from 9 exons. Gene Ontology annotation, cellular component: catalytic step 2 spliceosome. Bases 35 to 2038 code for a protein of 667 amino acids.
ACGCACACGUGAUUCGCGCUAACUGGAGAGCAAGAUGGCGGUGGCUGUGCGGAGCUUGCAGGACCAGCUCGAAAAAGCCAAAGAAAACUUGAAAAAUGUGGAGGAUAAUAUUCGUAAACUGACCGGGCGGGACCCUAAUGAAUCACGACCGGGUCAGCUGCGUCGGCUCAGUGGCCCCAUGGUAGGCCUGGGAGGAGGUAGAGGCAGAGGAAUCAAUCUCCUCAGACGCAGUCUCUCAGAUAUGGGAAGCAGCGGGCCCCCUGCCAAGCAAAGGGACAUCGAAGGAGCUCUGCUGAGGCUGGCAGGUGAUCAGAGGGCCAGGAGAGACGUGCGUCAUGACAGUGACGCCGAGGACGAUGACGAUGUCAAAAAACCGGCGUUGCAGUCAUCUGUAGUAGCUACCUCCAAGGAGAGAACACGCCGAGACCUCAUUCAGGAUCAAACCAUGGAUGAAAAGGGGAAACAGAGGAAUCGGCGCAUGUUUGGCCUGCUGAUGGGGACACUGCAGAAAUUCAAGCAAGAAUCGAACGUCUCAUCUGAGAAGCUAAAGCGACGUUCAGAGAUAGAGCAGAAGCUCGAGGUUCAAGCUGAGGCUGAGAGGAAAAAAGUAGAGAAUGAAAAGCGAGAACUGUUCGAGGAGAGAAGAGCCAAGCAGACAGAGCUGAGACUGCUGGAACAGAAAGUAGAAUUGGCUCAGCUGCAAGAGGAGUGGAACAGCCACAAUAAUCACCUGGUGAAAUACAUUCGCACCAAAACCAAGCCUCAUAUCUUCUACCGGCCUGGAAAAAUGUGCUCCGCAACUCAGAAACUCCUCGAAGAAUCCACCAAGAAACUCAAUGCUGUGUUUGAGGAAAGGCGUGAGGCAUUUGCCGAACAUUUGAGCAAGAUGGAGUCGCGUCCCCGGCGCCAGCCGAACCGCGACCAGGAUGGCAGCUCAGCCUCAAGGAUGGACCGCCCGGCGGAGGGUAAGCCAGCAGGUCAGGUAGAGAAGCAGAGAGGUAAAAGGGGGGAAUCCAGGAGGGAGGAAGACGAGGAUGAGGAUGAGGACGAGGAGGAGGAAAGGGAGAAGGAGAUAGGAGGGGGUGAUGCUGAGGAGGGGGAGAAAGAGGAGUUGGUUAAAAUAGAAGAGGUGGAGGAGGAAGUGAUGGAGGUGAGAGAGGAGGGAAGCAAGGAGGAGGCAGGAGAGGAGCAGAAGGAGAAGAGUGAGAAGGCAGCAAGUCCAGAGUCAGAGGAGAUGGAGGUAGAGAAGGAAGACAAGGGUAAGGAGGUAGAGGUAGAAACAGACAGGAAGCAGGAGUCCACAGAAAUCCAAGAAGAAAAGACUCCAGAUGUUCAGAGCUGUGAAGCAGCUGUAAGCAGCCUAGAGGUCCCAGACUCCAGCGACGAGCCCCCACAGAGCCUCGCUGCGGGAGAACCAGCAGCACAGUCACCCGUGACGGAGACCGCCUCUCCAAGUCAAGAACCCCAAACGGCCUCUGCUGCCCUCGCUCAGGAUCCAACCAGUCCCACACAGGACAACAUGGCUACAGAGUCCAGCGUCCAGGACUCCACAACGGAAAACCAGACAGAGGAGAGAAAAUCAAAGGAGGACGAAGAGGAGGGCCCACAAAAGCUGCCUGAUUCUAAGGAGGUUGAUGCCCCUGCAAAGGAGGAAGGGGAGGAACAAGGCAGAGGGAGAAAGAAGGAGAAAGACGCAAAGAAACAUCGCAGUCGUAGCAACAGCUCCUCCUCUUCCUCGUCUGGAUCCUCCUCCAGCGGUAGCUCUUCCUCAUCCUCCGGAUCCAGCCGAUCCUCGUCAUCGUCUUCGUCCUCAUCGUCCUCGACGUCCAGCAGCCGCAGCCGAGACGGCGGCAAGCGAAAGAGGAGGCCGUCCGAUAGAGGCAGAGACAAGAAGAAGGAGGAAAGAAGUCGACAGAAGUCAGGAGGGAGAGACUCGGCGGAGAGGAGGAAGAGAAGGAGCGAGGAGAAGAAGGGCAGGCCGUCCCGGAGCGAUAGGGAGCAUAAAAAUAGAGGAGACAGGAAGGACAAGAGACGCUGAUGUGAUCUUCUGUAUAACCAGAAUGGUGAAUAAAUCUUCAGCUGUUUUCUUUGACAUGGUGGCGGUUUUUAAACACAUUUGUCCUUUUUAAAUCACCAGUUUCUUUUCUUGACAAAAAUGUUUUAAAAUAGAUGGAUUUCUUACAGUCCAGAUUGUCAGUAGCCAGUUUAAAAUUUGUGGAAAACUGCUUAUUUCUGUUCUUUGUUUUCCUCUGGUUGAGUGCUGUUCUCACUGCAAGUGUGGGAACGAUUCAAAGAGAAAAUGUUCCUUCUGCGUCCUUUUAAAUCAAAUGUGAUUUAUCCUACUACGUUGAUUCUUAAACCUUUUUGUUUUUCUACUACAAGAUCUGCUUAGAAUAAAGCUGAGAUAAAAGCAGGAA